ACCCCGGGGACGUACGUGCUGCUGAACGCACGGAGCGGGACGGCGGUGGACAUGUCGGGCGCGGACAACAAGACGCUCAUUGGAUACCCUAUGCAUGGGGGGCCUAACCAGCAGUGGGAGUUCAUCCCGAGUGGACACGGAUACGUCAUCCGCUGUGUCAGGCGGUCGAAGGAGGGCCACCCGCUGUACCUCACCACUGAGGACGGUCUGCGGGAGAAUGCUGCCAUUGUCGCAAGCCCGUACCCCGUCAGCUGGAACGUGGAGCAUACGAAUGAGGGCAUCAUGAUCUCAUGGCCGAACACCGAUUUUGUCUUCGACCUCGCAGAAUGGGGAAGCAAGACCCCAGGGACGAAGAUCCAGCUCGUACGCCUUCGGCCCGGGGAGCCCUGCCAGCUCUGGCACUACACGCGAUGCGCGCCUGCAGACGAG
Molecule: messenger RNA, 429 nt
Organism: Trametes versicolor FP-101664 SS1
Lineage: Eukaryota; Fungi; Basidiomycota; Agaricomycetes; Polyporales; Polyporaceae
Exons: 4
Source: RefSeq, a predicted model, not a curated record